Saccharomyces kudriavzevii IFO 1802 is the source of this 1413-nucleotide messenger RNA. RefSeq names its product recombinase RAD52 (gene RAD52). Bases 1 to 1413 code for a protein of 470 amino acids. Gene Ontology annotation, biological process: mitotic recombination; double-strand break repair via homologous recombination; double-strand break repair via single-strand annealing. NCBI's taxonomy places the organism in Eukaryota, Fungi, Ascomycota, Saccharomycetes, Saccharomycetales, Saccharomycetaceae. The record is from RefSeq and is a predicted model, not a curated record. Gene Ontology annotation, cellular component: nucleus. The transcript has a single exon.
AUGAAUGAUAUCAAGGAUAUGGACGAGAAGAAGCCCUUUUUCGGCAACCAUUCCGAGGACAUACAGACCAAAUUGGACAAGAAGUUGGGUCCUGAGUAUAUCUCCAAAAGAGUUGGGUUUGGGACAAGUAGGAUCGCUUACAUCGAGGGUUGGAGGGUAAUCAAUCUAGCCAACCAAAUUUUUGGGUACAAUGGCUGGUCUACGGAGGUAAAGAGUGUGGUAAUUGAUUUCUUGGACGAGCGACAGGGCAGGUUCAGCAUAGGUUGCACGGCGAUCGUUCGUGUUACGUUGACUAGUGGAACUUAUAGGGAAGAUAUUGGCUAUGGUACCGUGGAGAACGAAAAAAGGAAGCCCGCUGCUUUUGAAAGGGCUAAGAAAUCCGCUGUUACAGAUGCUUUAAAAAGAUCUUUGAGAGGGUUUGGUAAUGCUCUGGGAAACUGUCUUUAUGAUAAGGAUUUCCUGGCAAAGAUUGACAAAGUUAAGUUCGAUCCACCGGAUUUUGACGAGAACAAUUUGUUCAGGCCCACCGACGAAAUCAGCGAAAGCUCAAGAUCGAAUACUUUGCAUGAAAAUCAUGAACAACAACAACAACAACAACAAUACCCAAAUAAAAGAAGACAAUUGACCAAAGUUACAAGCGCCGCUUCGGAUUCGACAAAAAAUCUGGUUAAACUGGAGAAUAUAACAAAUAAGAGCGCAUCUGCGACAGCUACUCCUACCGACACCAACAACAGUAGCAACAUUAGUAAGCACUCUGAUGCCUCCAAACAAGAUCAAGAUGAUCUACUGGAUGAUUCUCUUAUGUUUAGCGAUGAUUUUCAAGAUGACGACCUGAUAAAUAUGGGCAACGCAAAUAGUAAUGUUCUACCAGCAGAUACAGAUCUGAUGAUGGCUAAACAAAGCACAAAUCCUGACUCAAUUUUAGAAGCAGAAAAAAUUACCUUUGUCACAGCUAAGGCAGCAACUUCCGUACAGAAUGAACACCACAUUGGCGAAGAGAACAUCUUUGAUCCCAAGUAUCAAGCUCAAUCCAUCAGACAUACCAUCGAUCAGACUACGUCAAAACAUGUUCCAGCAAGCGUACUAAAGGAUAAAGCGACGGCUACUGCGAGGGAUUCUGUUUAUGAAAAGUUUGCACCGAAGGGAAGACAGCUAAACAUGAAGAAUAAUGACAAAGAAGUGGGGGCUACUGUGCAAGAAGGAGCUGAAAAUCAAGUUGCGCAUGAAAUCACCCCGAAGAAACCAAACACCACUACUGUUGCUUCUGCGAGUGCACCACAGUUUGCACCACCUUCCAAGGUUGUGCAUCCCAAUGGGAUUGGUGGUAUGGCUGCUCUUCCACCACAAAGAUCCACACGGAGGGAGGUUGGAAGACCGAAAAUCAAUCCACUGCAUACACGCAAGCCUAAUUGA